CGCCUGCGCCAGCUCCGCCCCCGCCUGUCUGCGUCUGCGGCGACUGCUAUCAAUAAAGUUGUUGUUCUGCCAACAUGGCGGCGCCCAUGGUGACAGGCCCGGCCGUGUUCGCCUAAGGGCGGGAAACGAGGCAUAGAGGAGCUGCAGGCCAGAACCUACGAGCAGGCCCUUCUCACCUUCUGCAGAAUGGCUUCUACUUGGCCGAGAUUGGGUCUUUAUGCCUGUCUUCUGAAAAGACAGCUAAAUAGUGGGUCAGAUGUCAUCAAGUGGGAAAGGAAAGUAAUUCCAGGAUGUACCAGAAGUAUUUACAGUGCCACAGGAAAGUGGACGAAAGAGUAUACGUUGCAGACAAGAAAGGAUGUUGAGAUGUGGUGGCAUCAGCGAAUCAAAGAACAGGCCUCCAAAAUUUCAGAAGCUGACAAAUCAAAGCCCAAGUUUUAUGUGCUUUCCAUGUUCCCUUAUCCUUCCGGUAAGCUGCAUAUGGGCCACGUGCGUGUCUACACCAUCAGCGACACCAUCGCCCGGUUCCAGAUGAUGAAGGGGAUGCAGGUCAUCAAUCCCAUGGGCUGGGAUGCUUUUGGAUUGCCUGCUGAAAAUGCUGCAAUUGAAAGGAAUCUACAUCCAAAAAGUUGGACGCAAAGUAAUAUUGAACAUAUGAGGAAACAGCUCGAUCGACUGGGACUUUGUUUCAGCUGGGAUAGGGAAAUAACUACAUGUUUGCCAGAUUACUACAAAUGGACUCAAUACCUCUUCAUUAAACUCUAUGAAGCUGGCCUGGCCUAUCAAAAGGAGGCCGUGGUUAACUGGGACCCAGUGGAUCAAACAGUGCUGGCCAAUGAGCAGGUAGAUGAACAUGGCUGUUCAUGGCGUUCCGGAGCAAAGGUGGAACAGAAGUACCUCAAACAGUGGUUUAUUAGGACAACUGCUUAUGCAAAGGCCAUGCAGGAUGCGUUGGCAGACCUUCCAGAAUGGUAUGGAAUAAAAAGCAUGCAGGCCCACUGGAUCGGGGAGUGUGUGGGCUGCCAUCUGGACUUUGCAUUAAAGGUUGAUGGGCAAGUCACCGGAGAAAAGCUGACCGCCUACACGACCACCCCUGAGGCCAUUUAUGGCACUUCUCAUGUGGCCAUCUCCCCCAGCCACAGACUCUUACAUGGGCACAGCUCCUUGAAGGACACCUUUCGGAGGGCACUUGUCCCUGGCAAAGAUUGCCUCACUCCUGUGAUGGCCGUGAACGUGCUCACCCAGCAGGAGGUCCCUGUUGUGAUCAUGGCCAAAGCUGACUUUGAAGGCUCUCUAGAUUCAAAAAUAGGAAUUCCCAGCACCAGCUCAGAGGACACCAUGUUAGCCCAAACCCUGGGCCUCUCCUACUCCGAAGUCAUUGAAACUUUGCCAGAUGGUGCAGAGAGACUGAGCAAUUCUGCAGAGUUCACAGGUAUGACCCGGCAGGAUGCUUUUCUAGCCCUGACUCAGAAAGCCCGGGAGAAGAGAGUGGGUGGAGACGUGACAAGUGAUAAACUGAAAGACUGGUUAAUAUCGAGGCAGCGGUACUGGGGCACGCCAAUCCCCGUUGUCCACUGCCCAGCCUGCGGUUCUGUGCCUGUGCCUCUGGAGGACUUGCCCGUGACCUUGCCCGACAUCACAUCUUUCACCGGCAAGGGAGGCUCCCCACUGGCCAGGGUUUCAGAGUGGGUGGACUGCUUCUGCCCAAGGUGCAAGGGAGCAGCCAAGAGAGAGACAGAUACAAUGGACACCUUUGUUGAUUCUGCCUGGUACUACUUCAGAUACACGGACCCCUGCAAUCCCCACAGCCCCUUUAACACAGCGUUGGCAGAUUACUGGAUGCCUGUGGAUUUGUACAUUGGAGGGAAAGAACAUGCUGUCAUGCACUUGUUCUAUGCAAGAUUCUUUAGUCAUUUUUGUCAUGAUCAAAAGAUGGUCAAACACAGAGAGCCUUUUCAUAAGCUGCUGGCCCAAGGCCUCAUCAAGGGGCAGACAUUCCGCCUACCCUCUGGACAGUACCUGCAGAGAGAGGAGGUAGAUCUCACGGGUGCUGUUCCUGUUCAUGCAAAAACGAAAGAGAAGUUAGAGGUGACGUGGGAGAAGAUGAGUAAGUCCAAACACAACGGCGUGGACCCCGAGGAAGUCGUAGAGCAGUAUGGGAUCGACACAAUUCGGCUCUACAUCCUUUUUGCCGCCCCUCCUGAGAAGGAUAUCUUGUGGGAUGUGAAGACCGACGCCCUCCCCGGGGUGCUGAGAUGGCAGCAACGCCUGUGGUCCUUGGUAACCCGGUUUAUUGAGGCCAGGGGCUCUGGGAAGGUUCCCCAGCCUCAGCAGCUGAGUAACAAGGAAAAAGCGGAGGCCAGGAAGCUCUGGGAGUACAAGAACGCGGUCAUCUCUCAGGUGACCGCCCACUUCACAGAGGACUUCUCACUGAAUUCGGUAAUUUCCCAGCUGAUGGGACUCAGCAGUGCCCUCUUGCAAGCCUCUCAGAGAGUCGUUCUCCACAGCCCACAGCUUCAAGCCAGUCUGUGUUGGUGCAAAAGCUUUUCUCCUAUUGUCAUGAGCUCACCCUGUGCUCAGAGUGACCUGACCCUUCUGUUGCUUGGCAUUGCAGGCCUGGCACUGAACACAGCAGUGCCCUUUGCAGGCAGGAGGUGUUGGUAUGGGGCUGCUUGUCACUCUUCAUCCCUGUUUGUCUCGACUUUUCCUCAGAUCAACAACAAAGCCUGCGGCAAAAUUCCUGUGCCCCAACAAGUCGCCCAGGACCAGGACAAAGUGCAUGAACUUGUUCUCCAAAGUGAGCUGGGUGUCAGGCUCUUGCAAGGGCGGAGCAUCAAGAAGGCCUUCCUGUCCCCCAGAACUGCCCUCAUCAACUUCCUGGUACAAGAGUGACAGCAGAAGGCCUGUAGCCACCACAAAGGGCUCUGAGGAACCUGCUUCCAGGCCUGGGAUGAGGGGAAGGGAAAAGACAAAUGUCUUGAAUGUUUCCCUUGGAUUUAUGACAGUCUGCAGUCAACAGGGUGCCUCUGUGGGGUGGCCGGGUGCAGGGUGAGGGCAGAUAGGAGCUGUGAGGGAGGGCUCGUGCAGCCUGUCCCUCACCUCCUAGCUCCUUUGCAGGCUGGAAAGCCACCAGAGGUACUACUAGGUAGGAGCUGGAAGGAGAAGAGCACAGUGGCUCCCACACAGUCUAGGGGCUCCUAAGUCCUGGAAUUGGCACUACCUGUGUGCUCCUGGGACAGUGUGGCCAUCACUUUAAAUUGGUAACCAAGCCUCUGGAUCCUGGCAGAUAGUCUCUUUGCCUUCAGGCUAGAGGAAGAAGCCAUCUAGGCCAUGUUCAGACAUCAGUAUGUGGAAGUAGACACUGGAAUCUUCUGAAGCUACUCUGAACCAAAAGCAGAGAGUGCUGGUCUCGCUUCAUGUCUCCCCAUGUCCUCGGCUCUGUUAUUUAGGCCAACCCCAGCUGGAUGUACCUACCAGGCCUGUUCUGGAUUGACACACAGGCCCUCAGCAACUCUAAGAGGAGCAGCGUGUCGUAACCACUCCCUUGGGCGUGAAAUUUGCUGUGCUGUGGAGUAACAUGGAACCAGGCUUCAGGCUGCUGGGUCCCGGUCUCGGAGCUCCACAGCAGCCCAGGAGGGAUGCAGCAGGCCCCAGAGGGCUUACAUGGGCCCCAGAUGGCAAUGUUGCCACAGUUGACAAAGCUCCCACAGCCAGUCAUUAGGAAGAGCAAGUUUACCACAGAGGGAUGGAACUGGUCCCCCAGGCACCGCCUCCUGUGUCCAAGCCACAGCAGUCUGGCUGCUGGGGAGAUGGCCACGAAUGGCAACCUCACGCCAGUGAGUUAGGCUCAUCCUGGCUCAUUUGUAUGCGAAGUCAGCAGUUAGGUGCUCAUACCAGAACUGGCCUAAGCCAUUGGGUAGUAUUUAAUGGGGGAAAGGUGGGGGAAUAAUCCAGCCAUUUUGUACUGCUAGAGAUCUAUGUUUGUUUUCUGAUGCCAUUUUUCUGUAAUACCCUUAGUUAUGGUCCCCCUGCAGUUCAAGCAGUUAAUA
Otolemur garnettii (small-eared galago) is the source of this 4049-nucleotide messenger RNA. RefSeq names its product leucyl-tRNA synthetase 2, mitochondrial (gene LARS2). The transcript is spliced from 21 exons. Gene Ontology annotation, biological process: leucyl-tRNA aminoacylation; mitochondrial translation. Lineage: Eukaryota; Metazoa; Chordata; Mammalia; Primates; Galagidae. Bases 187 to 2892 code for a protein of 901 amino acids. The record is from RefSeq and is a predicted model, not a curated record. Gene Ontology annotation, cellular component: mitochondrion. Gene Ontology annotation, molecular function: leucine-tRNA ligase activity; aminoacyl-tRNA deacylase activity; ATP binding.